Messenger RNA from Carassius auratus (goldfish), 2506 nucleotides. RefSeq names its product BICD family-like cargo adapter 1. Gene Ontology annotation, biological process: Golgi to secretory granule transport; vesicle transport along microtubule. The record is from RefSeq and is a predicted model, not a curated record. The coding region runs from base 266 to 1813 and encodes 515 amino acids. The transcript is spliced from 10 exons. NCBI's taxonomy places the organism in Eukaryota, Metazoa, Chordata, Actinopteri, Cypriniformes, Cyprinidae.
UUAUUUUUUUUAUGUUAUUGUGAUACAUUUGUUAAAGGGGAAAAAAAAGAAAAAUAUUACAGUAACGAGUCACCUGAAAGUACACAAGCCCCGCCCACACGAGUCUCUUUCCAUCAUCCGCGUGCAAACAAACCCAUGAUUGUCAACCAGAGGCUUCUCACCCAGUUUCAGUCUCUCUCACUCAGAAGCGCAAACACAUGGAGACUCGAGACCUCGGGUAGUUUUCCCCGUGAGCCUCACUGUUUCCACUCAUAACACGAGCGCCAUGAGUCUGGGAGAAGAGCUGUGUUAUAAAGCACAUAAGAUGGAAGUGGAGGAAGACUUCUACUCGUAUGAGUUAAGUCAUGAUGAAGGUCCGCCGGAGUAUAAAGACAGUGAGGAUCUAUUGGCAGCGCUUCGGCAGAAGGAGGACGAGGUUCUUCUGGCAGCUCAGCUGGGGAACGCUCUUCUUCUGGAGAACACACAGCUGAAACAGCAGAGAGACGCGCUCCAGGAGCAGCACGCGCAGCAGCUCGAGGAGCUGGAGCAGGGCCGGUUCGAGCUGCGGGUGAAGCUGGAGGACUGCCAGGCGCAGUGGGAGAGUCAGGUGUCUGAGCUGGAGCGAGACGUGCAGGAGCUGCAGGCGCAGGUCGAGAGACUGAAGCGGAGUCUGAGUGAGACGGAGAGAGAGAAGAGCAGACUGAAGCAGGAGCACAGCGAACACAGCCAGAGACUCGCAGAACAGCUGCAGAGGGGAAUGGAAGUGGAGCGAGCCAUGACCAGCGAGCUUCAAAGACUGAAAGAAGAAAUGAGAGAAAGGGGGCAAGCCAGACCCCAGGACGAAGAAGUCAUCAACGCACUUAGAGAACAGGUGGCACGGCUCACGCAGCGGGAGCAAACACUCAAGCAGCGCUUAAAGAUGACUUGUCACGAGAAUGAGGAACUAAAAGACACCGUGACGGCGCUCCACGCACGCCUGGAUCUACAAGAACAACAGAGUCACACACACAUACAACAGCUGGCAGAGGCCUGGCGGGAAGUGCACGGGGUUCGAUCCCGGGCUCAAGAGCUGCAGUGUCAGGUCCAGGAGCUGCAGGAGGAGGUGGCCCUCCAGGAGAAGAGUCACAACGACUCCUCUUUACUGUCUGAGCUUGAAAACAAUCUGGACGUGGCAGACUGGAGCCUGGACAAAGAACAGGUGUGUCAGGAGCUGCACUGCAUCCUGGAACUGCUUCAGCCUGUGGCCUACAGAUCAGAGGCCGAGCAGGACUCAGAUGACAGCCUGCAGGGCAUGCUGGGACAGCUGAGACACACAGCACACUGGAUGAGUGAGACACUACAGGAGAAGAGGAAGUCCGCUGUGGGAUCGAUGAGUGGUCCGUGUGAGAAUGCCAUCCGGAUACAGGAGCUGCAGGAUCAGAAUGAGCGUCUCAUAGCCGAAAACACAGAGCUCAUGCUGAGAGCCGAGAGACUUGUGGAGCAGGAAGUAGUUCAGCAGGCCAUAAAGGAGCGCGAUGAUGCCAUCACUAAGAAGACUGUGAUGGAGACAGAGCUGCUGAGGACAAAGCAUGAUAUGAUGUGUUUAAACAACCAACUCCUGGAAGCCAUUCAGCGCAAACUUGAGCUGUCCCAGGAACUGGAGGCCUGGCAGGACGAUAUCCAGGUCAUCAUCAAUCAGCAGCUGAGGAGCCAGCAGCAGACAGAACAGCCUCAGAAGAGAUCAGCGGGUCGGCUUUCUUUCCUGCAUAAGUCCAGACGGCCGUCCGGUCGAUCAGACAUCUGCCCCGAGCAGAACCAGACGCCCUGGAGAGACUGGCUCAAACGCAGCAAAUAAACCUGCUGAGAACAUAUCAGACGCUCAUGGAUGAUGAUCCACUGCCAAAGCCAAAAAGAUGAAUCUCACAAAAAAAAAAAAACAUUUAAUAUAAAUGCUAAAUCUGAUUUCUGGUUUCCGUCAUCUUUGGAUUGAAAUGUGUUUUUGAAAAGGGUUUUGUGAGAUUCAGUUGUAUAUUCUGACUAUUGUACUUAAUGUAAAUAAUGACAGAAUGAAUACAGUGACAUCAUGCUGGUCAUGAUCUUGUUGAUUUUGAAUGGCAUUUAAAAUAAUAUUAUAUAAUAACAUUAUGUAGAACAAAACAUUUACCUGAACUGCACAUGAAGGAAUGCCUCGGUAGAAUGAAAUACACCAGAUGAUGUUUGAGUUCAAAUCUGACACUGUUCCCGUUCACUAAUGCGUUCAUAUGAAGGGUCUGUAGUGCUCAGACAUUGUCAUGAUUUACAGAACAAUUCACUGAUUCAGAUGUUCAUGGCUGAAACACAUCAAGUAUCUUCUGUGUCAUCACUAAUGCAGUUUUUUUUUUUUUUUUUUUUUUUGCAAUUCAGUUUUGUAUGUAAUUUAUAUCUUUGUCAAUGUGACAUUUGUACAAUUAAAUGGUUUAUGCAUAGCACUGUCUUUAGGAUAUUUGUGCAUUUGCACUUCAGACUUCAGUAAAAGCAGAAAAGAAAAUCAGUUGUGUGAAGCAUUUGA